Molecule: messenger RNA, 2184 nt
Organism: Gloeophyllum trabeum ATCC 11539
Lineage: Eukaryota; Fungi; Basidiomycota; Agaricomycetes; Gloeophyllales; Gloeophyllaceae
Product: glycoside hydrolase
Exons: 7
Coding region: 1-2184 (727 amino acids)
Biological process (GO): glucan catabolic process
Cellular component (GO): cell surface; extracellular region
Molecular function (GO): beta-glucosidase activity
Source: RefSeq, a predicted model, not a curated record
AUGUCUUCCGGUCCCAACAACAGCGCACCCUCCAUUCAACCGACGAUAGGCACCCCACGAGACUCGUACGCCGCCACGCCGCUGGGCUUCAACGGGGCACCCGGCACGCCUGCGGAGAGCGGCGCGCUCUUGGCCGACGAAAAAGCAGCAUCAGGAGCAGGUUCUGCUGCUACCUCCAACGCGGCUCUGGCUGCUGCUGCUGACGGCGUGGCCGCGAAGGAGGCAGGUGUUGCGCCCCCGGACAGGAGGGCCGUCUGGCGGAGAAGGCUGAGGUGGAUCAUUCCCUUGUCACUAUUCGCGAUCGCGGCCAUCGUACUAGUAAUUGUCUUGCCCGUGGUGCUGGUUGCUGAUAAGAAAGAUGGUGGGAGCGGGGGCUCUGGCGGAAGCGGGAAGCCUGCGAAGGGGAAUCCGGAAAGUCCAAAUGGCGCCACGACUGGUGGGGACGGCAGUCAGAUUGUCACGCCGAAUGGUACAUUCACAUACAAGAAUCCGUAUGGAGGCAUUUGGGUGUAUGAUCCAAAUGACCCCUUCAAUGACAACGCGUACCCGAACUCUUGGACUCCACCACUCAACACCAGUUGGACAUGGGGCCAGGAUAAGUUGUAUGGUGUCAACCUUGGCGGGUGGUUUGUUCUCGAGCCGUUCAUCACGCCCGCACUGUACCAGAAGUACCCCGGCGCGAUCGACGAGUGGACCCUGAGCGAGGCGAUGCGGAACGAUACCAGCGAGGGUGGGGGUAUUGGCCAGAUCGAAGAACAUUAUAACACGUUCAUUACCGAAGAGGACUUCGCGCAGAUCGCGGGCGCAGGUCUGAAUUGGAUCCGCGUGCCCAUCCCGUACUGGGCCAUCGAGACAUGGGAGGGCGAACCGUUCCUUGAGGGUGUUGCGUGGAAGUAUAUACUGCGUAUGUUCGAAUGGGCAAGAAAGUACGGUUUGAGGAUCUACCUUGACCUUCACACGGUUCCUGGGUCCCAGAAUGGGUACAACCAUUCCGGAAGAUUUGGCGAAGUCAACUUUUUAUUCGGCGUGAUGGGUAUUGCCAACGCCCAGCGGACGAUGGAUUACAUCAGGAUCAUCGCAGAGUUCAUCUCGCAACCCGAGUACAAGAACGUCGUGCCGAUAUUUGGGAUCGUGAACGAGCCACUGCUCACACAGAUCGGCCAGGACACUUUGACGCGGUUCUAUCUGCAGGCCCACGACAUGAUCAGAGGACUUGCAGGUUAUGGUGCCGGCAACGGGCCUUACAUCGCUAUUCACGAUGGUUUCAUUGCCGACAAUGCCUGGGCUGAUUUCCUCCCCGGGUCUGACCGCAUCAUCCUCGACACUCACCCGUAUUUCGCAUUCGACGGCGCUCCGAACAACGCGCCCAUCGCCACCACUGACCCGAAUGUCGGCGGCGUCUGGCCUCAGCAGGCGUGCAAUGGCUGGGGUCCCAAUAUGAACCAGAGCCAGGAAGCCUUUGGCGUUACCGUAGCGGGCGAGUGGAGUGUCGGAUAUAAUGAUUGUGGUUUGUUCGUAGAGGGUGUGAACAUUGCGCCGAAGUAUGUGGGCGAUUGUAGUAUCUUUGAGGAUGCGAGUCAGUGGAACCAGACGAUGAAGGAUGGCUUGAAGAUGUUUGCGAUGGCUACCAUGGAUGCGUUGCAGAAUUGGUUCUUUUGGACGUGGAAGAUUGGCAAUUCCUCCACGACCAACACUGUGCAAGCACCUUUGUGGUCCUACCAGCUCGGCCUUGAGGGCGGUUGGAUACCAACUGAUCCUCGAGAAGCAGUCGGCACUUGCGCCUCUCUGUCUGUCAGCGGGCCCGUCUUCAAUGGUUCCUUCCAGUCAUGGCAGACUGGUGGCUCAGGCGCCGGAACCAUCGCCGCCACUGCACUAGCUUCGUUCUCGCAAUACCCGCCGCCGUCGCUCUCAGGCAUACCCGACCCGAACGGCGUGUCGCUGCUGCCGGUAUAUACGAGCACCGGCUCGGUCGUUACGCUGUCGAUGCCGACGUUCACGAAUAAGAUUACGGUGUCGGAGGGUGAUGGAUGGUAUGAUGCCAGCGACACGGGCGCGGCACCGACGGCGAUUGAGGGGUGCACGUACUUGAAUCCUUGGAGCGCGGCGAAUGCCCCGAUGCCGACUGCGGUGUGUACGGGUGGGGGCGCAGCUGAGGCAAUUGUCACUGUUGCGCCUAGGCCAUGA